Molecule: messenger RNA, 162 nt
Organism: Plasmopara halstedii
Lineage: Eukaryota; Oomycota; Peronosporomycetes; Peronosporales; Peronosporaceae
Exons: 2
Coding region: 1-162 (53 amino acids)
Source: RefSeq, a predicted model, not a curated record
AUGAAGCUAGUGUUGUAUUUCAUCCAGCUCAGUCCUGACACUGCGUCAGCUUCAAAAAUAAUAGCUCGUCGCAUUUCACAGUCGGUCAUUCGAGUAUAUCGAAUGUCUUUUUACGUCGCCGAUACAGCAUUGGAAUCGCGUGCGGAUACUUUGACUCAUUGA